This is a messenger RNA of Boleophthalmus pectinirostris (great blue-spotted mudskipper), 3104 nucleotides long. RefSeq names its product minichromosome maintenance complex component 2 (gene mcm2). Bases 98 to 2767 code for a protein of 889 amino acids. Gene Ontology annotation, molecular function: single-stranded DNA helicase activity; ATP binding; 3'-5' DNA helicase activity. Gene Ontology annotation, cellular component: MCM complex; nucleus. Lineage: Eukaryota; Metazoa; Chordata; Actinopteri; Gobiiformes; Gobiidae. Gene Ontology annotation, biological process: double-strand break repair via break-induced replication; mitotic DNA replication initiation; DNA replication. The transcript has 20 exons. The record is from RefSeq and is a predicted model, not a curated record.
CGCUUACGGAACCACGUGAUUAUUUCGCGGGAAAAGCUUGCCCGGUCCGGAAGAGCUGCACUUUUCUCUCCCGGAGCAGAGACUUCACAUCAGCACAAUGGCGGAUUCCUCUGAGUCUUUCCACAUGGCCACCAGCCCGACCAGGACCUCCCGCAGAGGAGACCUGACCUCCAGCCCGGGGCGAGACCUGCCCCCAUUUGAGGAUGAGUCCGAGGGGCUGCUGGGAGACGCCACCAUCCACGAAGAGGAGGAAGAGGAUGGGGACGGAGAGGAGCUGAUUGGAGAUGGGAUGGAGAGGGACUACCGCGCCAUCCCAGCCCUGGACCGGUACGAGGCAGAGGGUCUGGACCUGGAUGAAGAGGAUGUGUCGGAGAUGUCUCCUGGAGCUCGCGCUGCUGCUGAAGAGGCCAUGAGGAGGAGGGACAGAGAGCAGGGGCUGGGGAGGCGUGGCAGAGAUCUGCUCUUCGACAGUGAAGAUGAGGAUGACGAGCGGCCCUCAGCUUUUAAAAGGCGAUUGCUUGAGAGGGCAGCGGAGGGCGUGACCGAGGGAGAGGACGAGGAAAUGAUCGAGAGCAUUGAGAACCUGGAAGACAUGAAGGGCCACACAGUGAGAGAGUGGGUGUCCAUGGCAGCUCCCAGACUUGAAAUUUACAACAGAUUCAAGAACUUCCUCCGAACUCACGUAGAUGAAAACGGACACAAUGUUUUUAAAGAGAAGAUCAGCGACAUGUGCAAAGAGAAUAAGGAGUCAUUGGUGGUAAACUAUGAGGACCUGGCUGCUCGAGAGCACGUCUUGGCCUAUUUCCUGCCUGAAGCUCCCACUGAGAUGCUUAAGAUUUUUGAUGAAGCUGCUAAAGAAGUAGUGCUGGCCAUGUAUCCAAAGUACGACCGAAUCGCACGCGACAUCCACGUGCGCAUCUGUAACCUUCCGCUGGUGGAGGAGAUUCGCUCACUCAGACAGCUCCAUCUGAACCAGCUGAUCCGCACCAGUGGGGUGGUGAGCAGCUGCACGGGGGUCCUGCCGCAGCUCGGGAUGGUCAAGUACAACUGUAACAAGUGUAACUUUGUCCUGGGGCCCUUCUUCCAGUCCCAGAACCAAGAAGUGAAGCCGGGGUCCUGUCCAGAGUGUCAGUCCCAGGGGCCCUUCGAGAUCAACAUGGAACAGACAGUGUACCAGAACUACCAGAGGAUCACCAUUCAGGAGAGCCCGGGCAAAGUGGCUGCUGGGCGUCUGCCUCGCUCCAAAGACGCCAUCCUUUUGGCCGAUCUGGUCGACAGCUGCAAACCCGGAGACGAGAUUGAGCUGACGGGCAUCUACCACAACAACUACGACGGCUCCCUGAACAUGGCCAACGGGUUCCCGGUGUUUGCGACGGUGAUUCUGGCCAAUCACAUCACGCGCAGGGACGAGGGCGUGGCGGUGGCCGAGCUCACCGAUGAAGACGUCAAGGCCAUCGUGGCACUGUCCAAAGACGAGCGCAUCGGAGAGAGGAUCUUUGCCAGCAUGGGUCCAUCCAUCUACGGUCAUGAAGACAUCAAGAGAGCUCUGGCCUUGUCUCUUUUUGGAGGAGAGCCUAAAAAUCCUGGCGGCAAACACAAAGUGCGUGGAGACAUCAAUGUUCUUCUGUGUGGAGACCCAGGAACAGCCAAGUCACAGUUUCUCAAGUAUGUGGAGAAAGUGGCCAGUCGUGCGGUGUUCACCACGGGUCAGGGAGCGUCCGCGGUCGGUCUCACGGCGUACGUGCAGAGACACCCGGUGAGCCGCGAGUGGACUCUGGAGGCUGGAGCUCUGGUGCUCGCCGACAGGGGAGUGUGUCUCAUCGACGAGUUUGACAAGAUGAACGACGCAGACAGGACCAGUAUCCACGAGGCCAUGGAGCAGCAGAGCAUCUCCAUCUCUAAGGCUGGAAUCGUCACGUCUCUCCAGGCUCGCUGCACCGUCAUCGCUGCUGCUAACCCCAUUGGCGGCAGGUACGAUCCCUCCUUGACCUUUGCGGAGAACGUGGAUCUGACGGAGCCCAUCGUGUCUCGAUUUGAUGUCCUGUGUGUGGUCAGGGACACUGUGGACCCUGUGCAGGAUGAGAUGCUGGCCCGAUUCGUGGUGGGCUCUCACAUCAAACAUCACCCUGGAAACAAAGAGGCGGGCGCAGCUUUAGAGGAGGUGGUCCUGCCCAACUUGUCCGACGUGCCCACCAUCCCCCAAGAACUUCUGCGAAAGUACAUCAUCUACGCCAAAGAGAGGAUCCAUCCUAAAUUGAACCAAAUGGACCAGGACAAAGUGGCUCGUAUCUACAGCGACUUGAGGAAAGAGUCUAUGGCCACAGGCAGUAUCCCCAUCACGGUGCGUCACAUCGAGUCCAUGAUCCGAAUGGCCGAGGCUCACGCCAAGAUGCACCUGAGGGACUACGUGGUGGAGGACGACGUCAACAUGGCCAUCAGGGUCAUGCUGGAGAGCUUCAUCGACACGCAGAAGUUCAGUGUGAUGAGGAGCAUGAGGAAGACGUUUGCGCAGUACCUGUCCUUCCGCAGAGACAAUAACGAGCUGCUGCUGUUCAUCCUGAAGCAGCUGGUGGCGGAGCAGGCAGCCUAUCAGAGGAACCGCUACGGAGUCCAGAACGACUCCAUCGAGAUCCCAGAGAAAGACCUGCAGGAGAAGGCUCGUCAGAUCAACAUCCACAACCUCUCGGCUUUCUACGACAGCGACCUGUUCAGAUCCAACAAGUUCAGCCACGACCUGAAGAAGAAACUCAUCGUGCAGCAGUUCUAGACCUCCACAGACUCUGCCCCCUUGUGGACACAAAUAUAUUCAAAAAAAGAAAGGGCACUUCGGUCUAAAGUUCUUGGUCUUUCAACAUGCCUGAACUUAAAAAAAAAUAUUGGGAUUUAAAUACAAAAAGCACUGUUUUUGUCAAAGCAAUUGCCCUUUUUCAGUAUGUUGCCCUCACUGUAAAUAACUGUACAUGUUCUAUUACUGUUUAACAUUUUACUCUUGUACCAGAAUAAAUAUUGAAGUUGUUUAAUGGGUGCAAGUAGAAGCUGUGUGACUACUUUGCUAUUGUGUUGUAAUGCUGUACUUUUGAUAUUAAAAAGGUUUGUCAAUAGUC